Sphaerulina musiva SO2202 is the source of this 2726-nucleotide messenger RNA. RefSeq lists its product as uncharacterized. The transcript is spliced from 3 exons. Gene Ontology annotation, biological process: regulation of DNA-templated transcription. The record is from RefSeq and is a predicted model, not a curated record. Bases 485 to 1624 code for a protein of 379 amino acids. NCBI's taxonomy places the organism in Eukaryota, Fungi, Ascomycota, Dothideomycetes, Mycosphaerellales, Mycosphaerellaceae. Gene Ontology annotation, molecular function: zinc ion binding; DNA-binding transcription factor activity, RNA polymerase II-specific.
AAGCCUCAGAACGAUCCCCCGCUGUCGCUUGUAUGAUGUGGAUGUACGACUGUGACAGCAGGCUGGUUCACAGGCGUCAGUCAGCUCCUGCAGGAUGGCCCUCCGGAUGGCUUGGUGCCAGGGCCCAGAGGAGUCGAUACAGCCUGAGUAGAAGUAGCCCGUGUUUGGGCACUUCAACAAAGAAAGUUACGUUGCUCUGCAGCGUGGGCACAUGUGUCUAGUACUGCUCCCUCCGUGCACAGGCACAGGGACAGGACAGCGACGAGGUCCCUCAAACUGUGAUGCUCGCUUGUUAGUGGUCUUGAACAUGUGAUACUUACCGAAUGCCAGAGUGGCGUGGGUCUUUUACGCACGGCCGAUCCCUUGAUGGACGGGAGCGCUUCGAAGCUACCAAACAAUUCGCACGGGCUGUCAGGCAACGCUUCUUGAUCCGGACCAUGUGGUGAUCCUCCAGUUUUGUACGAGCGAGCACCACAGCGCCGAUAUGGUUCAGGACAUGGGUGCUGGCUCGUCUGAGAUCUUGGUAGGCUACCUUGAGCCUCCGAGCCAGUUUAGACCCACAUUGUACUCUGCUCCACGAGCAGAGUACAUGAACGCGCUGUACCACCCGUCACCUCUGGCUUCAGGUGCUCCAUUAUUCACUCUGGACAAGAUGUACUCAGCCAUGUCGCGACCAUACACAACCACCCACGCACACUCGUCGAUGGGCUAUGAGCCAUAUCAGACUUCGGAAUAUGAUCGAGCCAUACAGCAGGCUGCUGAAAGAGAACGAGCGGCCGAGGCGGCUCGUUCGCGAUCGAGCAGCACAACAACAACCACCACCACCACCUCUCACAUCCCGAUCCCGGCAAAGUCCUCGACUCAACUACCGCGACUUCCUGGCUUGAAUGAUCUGUUCGCCUCCAAGCUCUUGAUCAACCCCGACUCUGGUAGUAGAGAAAGCCGGAGGAGUCCCGACUAUGACGACCAUCGUCGCGACUCUGUCGCUCGAGGCAGCUACUUCGAUACGUUGCGACCGAGUGAUCUCUCCGCCAGGCCUAGGACCGUCAUCACUCCUCCGCUUGUGCAUGCUUCAUCCCCAUACGGCUCACAACCCAAGACGAGUCCACUCACGAUACAGAGCUUGUGCUCAGCACCAGAGCACAACUUCAUCUCCCCCACGUCUUCUCUCCCCACAAGCCCUGCGACUUCGCAAUCAUCGAACUCAUCCUUGAUGCAGCCAGCAUCCCACUCUCAGCCGACCUCGCCCCAUGAAUUGCCUCCAGCAUUCUUCGGCACGUCGGACCUGGCUCCAGCUACUUAUGUGUAUCAAGCCGCUUCCGCAUAUGAAGGCGUGUCGUACAUUCACGGUCGAGGCCCAUGCCACAUGUACAAAGGUGGCUAUUCGAUCCCGACGCAUAUCUUCCAAGAUCCUGUCAAUUUGACGUCCAGCAAGAUUCUUCGCAAGCGCCUCUCGGUGGCAUGUUCAACGUGCAGGAAGAAGAAGAUCAAGUGUGAGCCUGGUCCAGAAGGCUGCCUACAAUGCAAGAAAGCACAGAAGCCUUGCAGAAUCGAGCCAGCCAAGCGACGACAAAAAUCAGCUGCAAGUGCAGGUUUCCAAGCAGAGAAAAGUAGCCCGGCAUAGGUCCCACCGUCUUUUACGUAGGCUUCUAUUGUGACGAAAUUGCCUCACUGGCCAGCCAGCUAAGCACUUUCGUGCGCCGACACCUUUGCCAGGACGAUGGCGUCAAUCCCCUCGCCGGACUCCGCUGGACUCCGGGGGCUCUUCAUCCCGCGGGAUAUGUCCGUACACAGCGCUUCGAUAAUGCAGAACACUUCUUGUGUUUGAAAGCUCUAUGCCUUCAUUGCCACGUCUCGGAGCUGGCCGUGGCGGCAGCAUAAAUGCAUGCCGGCGCUACCGGGACAUUUGUAGCCCACUGGGCGUGUCGUGGCAGUUCGACAAGUUUCUUGACGCGGCUAGCAGUGCAGUAGAUGGAUGCAGCUGCCGGCACUGUUGUGUGGGAUGGAGCGCGGCCUCGAUCGUAUCGAAACAGCAAUUGCUCGUGCCGGUGGCCUGGUUGGUACGACUCCGGCGUCUUGGCCAGGAGGCACAUGAUCCAUAUCCCUCCCUCGUUGGGGUCGCUGAGGGGCAUGCGUGGAGGUGGCAGUCCCCUGUGGCAUGGGAGCGCGAUCUGGGCGGCGGAGUGGGCGUCGACGACAACGUGAAUACCAGGUACACGUACCUUGCUGUAAGGGAUUUGAAGGCAACUCGAUGGCGACGAAGAGGUGGUGAGGAGGACUUCGGAGAAUUCAGUCUGGGAAAUGAGAGAGCAGUGACUGCAAAGGGGCAGGCGCGAUCAGGCGCCUACCGAGGCCCGCUCCGAACCAGACUAUUGGCAAGCCACGCACAUCAUCGUCUCGAAUAGACACACCUCAUGCACGUGUUGAUAAUGUAUUGACAUGUACCUGAUGCAUCAACAUACCUUGCAAUGCUUCCAACCACCAGGAAGUCUCCCUCUACCACCGUUGCUACGAAGCUCGCUGAUGAGACCAGUCUGGUAUGCAACGUGUUGGAUUAUUGAUGCUACCUAUUAUUGAUUCAAUACUGCGCCUCGGUCGGUCUAUCAUCCAUCGUCUGCUCAUAUAGGUGUCCUCAUAUUACUUUCCGCCUCAGCUGCAGCGCGCGCCUUCAAUAAACCCAGAAUUUCCCGUACUGCCUGCGUCGCCGCCACCACCACCAUCCCCCA